GCAGUGGGGCUCGGGCCCGCGGCGGUUGCGCCGAGGAAGCCGGCAGGGCCAGCACCAUGCGGACGGACUCGGGGCCUGGUCUGGAGGAGAGCCACCCGCGUCCUCCACGAGCUCUUCCACCUGUGCCAAGUGCUGCUAUUCAAGAUGAAAUUCCACUUAGUCGACCUAAGAAAAAGAAGUCCAGAACAAAAGACUCACUAGCCAGUGCUUCUUUAGAAGGCCUUGCUGAGCCUGUUGUUCCCAGGCCAUCUGGACACAGUGAGCCCCCAACUAAAGAACUCAAAGAGCAUCCAGAGGCUCCUGUUCAGAGGAGACAGAAGACGACGAGGUUACCUCCUGAGUUGGAGACUUCCUUCACACAAAAGAAGAGCUCUAGUCCGUCUUUAUUGCGAAAUGAGAAUGGUAUUGAUGUGGAGCCAGCUGAAGAGGCAGUUGUUCAAAAACCUCGAAGGAAGGCAAAGAAGACCCGGCCAGCAGAGGUACAGUAUGCCAAUGAGCUUGGGGUAGAAGAUGAAGACAUAAUUACUGAUGGGCAAAGCACACCAGAGCAGCAGUUUAGGUUCACUGUGCCCACUGGAGUUAGCCAGCCUGUAGGCAAAGUAUUUGUGGAAAAAAGCCGGCGAUUCCAGGCUGCUGAUCGUUCGGAGUUGAUAAAGACCACAGAAAACAUACAUGUGUCAAUGGACAUGAAGUCUUCCUGGACCACCAGAGAUGUGGCAAUUUCAGUGCAUCGAGCUUUCAGGAUGAUUGGUCUAUUUUCUCACGGCUUCUUGGCUGGCUGUGCUGUGUGGAAUAUUGUUGUGAUAUAUGGUCUAGCAGGAGAUCAACUGUCUAAUCUGUCCAACCUUCUGCAGCAAUACAAGACUUUGGCAUAUCCAUUCCAGAGUCUUCUCUACUUGCUUUUGGCUUUAAGUACAGUUUCAGCUUUUGACAGGAUUGACUUUGCUAAAACAUCAGUAGCAAUCCGAAAUUUUUUUGCCCUGGAUCCAACAGCUUUAGCAUCUUUCCUGUACUUUACUGCUCUUAUACUAUCUCUGAGUCAGCAAAUGACAAGUGACAGAAUCCACCUUUACACACCAUCUUCUGCUAAUGGUAGCCUCUGGGCAACAGGCAUUGAGAAACAAAUUCUCCAGCCAUGGAUUGUGGUGAAUCUGGUGGUGGCCCUUCUGGUUGGAUUAUCCUGGCUUUUCUUAUCUUACAGGCCAGACGUGGAUCUUAGUGAAGAGUUGUUCUCUGAUAUGGAAGAAUAUCCUGAUAAAGGAAUUCAAGUCUCUUCGUAGUGUCAGUUGACCUCCAGAGGAAUUUCUCCCAGUAUUUUUUCCAUUUUUAUUUUUAAAUGUAUUUUUAUAAGA
This is a messenger RNA of Castor canadensis (American beaver), 1352 nucleotides long. It is a transcript of the gene Tmem237, whose product is annotated as transmembrane protein 237. The record is from RefSeq and is a predicted model, not a curated record. Gene Ontology annotation, biological process: cilium assembly. NCBI's taxonomy places the organism in Eukaryota, Metazoa, Chordata, Mammalia, Rodentia, Castoridae. Gene Ontology annotation, cellular component: ciliary transition zone.